AUGCAAAGGGCGAUAAUCGUGCGAAAAGCAGCAGCCUCAGUUGAAACCCCAAGUGGAGCCUCCGAUUUUAUUGACUUUAAAAAUUUUCACCGUCUAAAUUCAACUGGUACAGAACUCGCUGCUGCCAUGGUGAUGGCUCCGAGAAGUUGGGGGCCGAAACCCCCGCAGCCAUGCUGGCAGCAUCUAAAAGAGCCGGGUCCAUUGGACAUGAAACUGUGGUUGCACAUAUCUAUUAGGGGAAGCAACAUGGGGACAUCAACGGGGGUCCCAUCUGCAUGUUUGCUGCCGUAUAAACGAAAUGCUCUUGAUGAAACAGCAGACAUUGCCCACCCGAGUGCUGACGCAUCAAUAUCUUGUCCUCCAAAAGGGUGGUCAUCCAGUUUUACAUUUUCCAGUUCCCUUUUCAUCAAUUUAUCAAAUUCAAGAAGAAAACGGCAUCUCUUGUUUACCUUGACGAAAAUAUGA
Molecule: messenger RNA, 465 nt
Organism: Striga asiatica
Lineage: Eukaryota; Viridiplantae; Streptophyta; Magnoliopsida; Lamiales; Orobanchaceae
Source: the annotation of a GenBank genome assembly